Messenger RNA from Myotis lucifugus (little brown bat), 3869 nucleotides. RefSeq names its product solute carrier family 16 member 1 (gene SLC16A1). The record is from RefSeq and is a predicted model, not a curated record. Bases 205 to 1698 code for a protein of 497 amino acids. Lineage: Eukaryota; Metazoa; Chordata; Mammalia; Chiroptera; Vespertilionidae. The transcript is spliced from 6 exons. Gene Ontology annotation, cellular component: membrane. Gene Ontology annotation, molecular function: monocarboxylic acid transmembrane transporter activity. Gene Ontology annotation, biological process: transmembrane transport; monocarboxylic acid transport.
GCUUCAGAAUACUGGAAGAGAAGUAGAUUCUAGCAGAAAUACCACCUGUUAUAUUCAAAUACUCAUUUAUACUCGAAGUAAUAUAAAGAGCACAAUCCUAACAACACAUCUAUUUGUCAAUUUAAUCCAGCCACUCUGUUUCUUCAGAUUCUGGAACAAGAUACUCGGAUUUGAACUGCAUUUUGGAAUUCAUCUACCCUUAAAAUGCCACCAGCAGUUGGAGGUCCAGUUGGAUACACCCCCCCAGAUGGAGGCUGGGGGUGGGCAGUGGUAUUUGGAGCUUUCAUUUCCAUCGGCUACUCUUAUGCAUUUCCCAAGUCUAUUACUGUGUUCUUCAAAGAAAUUGAAGAAAUAUUCCAUGCCACCAGCAGUGAAGUGUCAUGGAUAUCCUCCAUCAUGCUGGCUGUCAUGUAUGGUGGAGGUCCUGUCAGCAGUAUCCUCGUGAAUAAAUAUGGCAGUCGUCCAGUCAUGAUUGUUGGUGGCUGCUUGUCAGGCAGUGGCCUGAUUGCAGCUUCGUUCUCUAACAGUGUACAGGGGCUUUACUUUUGUAUUGGAGUCAUUGGAGGUCUUGGGCUUGCCUUCAAUUUGAAUCCAGCUCUGACCAUGAUUGGCAAGUAUUUCUACAAGAGACGGCCAUUGGCAAAUGGACUGGCCAUGGCAGGCAGUCCUGUGUUCCUCUCUACUCUGGCCCCCCUCAAUCAGGCUUUCUUCGGUAUCUUUGGCUGGAGAGGAAGUUUCCUAAUUCUUGGAGGUUUACUACUAAACUGCUGUGUGGCUGGAUCCCUGAUGCGACCAAUAGGGCCCCCCCCAGCCAGUGCAAAGAAAUAUCAGCCCACAGAAACCAUUGAGGAAGCUGGAAAGUCUGGUUCAAAAGUGGCAGGUGAUGCAAAUACAGAUCUCAUUGGAGAAAAACCCAAAAAGGAGAAAAAGUCAGUAUUGCAAACAAUUAAUCAAUUCCUGGACUUUUCCUUGUUCACUCACAGAGGCUUCUUGAUAUACCUCUCCGGAAACGUGGUCAUGUUUUUCGGACUGUUUGCUCCUUUGGUCUUUCUUAGUAAUUAUGGCAAGAGUCGGCAUUACUCUAGUGAGAAGUCUGCCUUCCUUCUUUCCAUUCUGGCUUUUGUUGACAUGUUUGCCAGACCAUCUAUGGGACUUUUAGCCAACACAAGGUGGAUAAGACCUCGAGUUCAAUAUUUUUUUGCUGCUUCUGUUAUUGCAAAUGGACUGUGUCACAUGGUAGCACCUUUGACUACCAGCUAUAUUGGGCUCUGUAUUUAUGCUGGAGUUUUUGGGUUUGCAUUUGGGUGGCUCAGCUCGGUAUUGUUUGAAACACUGAUGGACCUCGUUGGACCCCAGAAGUUCUCCAGUGCUGUGGGAUUGGUGACCAUUGUUGAAUGCUGUCCUGUCCUCCUAGGGCCACCACUUCUAGGUCGUUUCCAUGACAUUUACGGAGACUACAAAUAUACGUACUGGGCCUGUGGCAUAGUUCUCAUUUUCGCAGGCAUCUAUCUCUUCAUUGGCAUGGGCAUCAAUUAUCGAAUGACUGAAAGAGAAAAAUCGAGGCAGCAGGAAAAGGAGAGUAAAGAGGAAGAGGCUGGUGUACAGGUUGAGACACCAAAAGCAAUUACCAACACAGCGGAAUCACCAGAGCAGAAAGACACCGAAGGAAGCCCCAAAGAGGAGGAGAGUCCAGUCUGAGCCUGUGGGGCUGAAGGGCUAGCAAGAGAGGAACUUUGAAACAACCUCUCUGAAGCAUCCAGAGGAGUCAACCUUAAAGACGUUCUGAAAAGCCCAUUCCUCCUCCUUGUGUCAUGACAGAUGGAGGUGGCGUUUACGGGAGAAGCUUGUGACUGCAGGCAGGCUUGGCUCUAGUUUGGACUCUGCCAUUUUCCAUGGACCUGAGUCCGUAACUUCUAUGUGCCUCUCUCCCUUCUAUAAUAACGAGGAUCACUGUCAGUGGGGGAACAGUAAGGAAACGUCAGGAAGGGGGGGAGGGGAGGAAAGGUAGCUGAAGCAGAUGUAUAGGAUUCUUUUCCCCAUUCCAGCUGCUGAGCUACACCCACACAUAAGCCCCUGCUUGUUGGUCUUUGGUCAUUAACUGAAUCUUGUUAGUGAAGGGAAGGGUUUACCAUGCAGAUUAACCAGCACUUAUUAGCAGGACAGGUUCUGAAGCUGCUGUAUUUAGAAGCAAGGGCUAAACACGGGCUCAAAACCGGACCCAAAGCUUUAUCAACCCAGUCCAACGCUGACUUUCUUCCACUGAAGACACAGGCUUAAGGGAUUGCAUUAAGAUCAGCUUUGGUAACCGCCAACACUAAAACCCACUGGGCCUACUCUGUGCCAUCUGUUGUUCACAAGCAGCUAGUCCUCUGUUACAGUGUUGCCUUAAACAACGAGGCAGCUAGGCUUUCUGACCCAGUCUGUUGCCAACUGCCCUAUGUGGGAACUAAGUUUAUUUCAGUUCACACAGUUUGAGCGGCUGCUUUUGGAAAAGAGAUGUGCACAUAGAGUACCUGCCUAUCUCUUUUCUCUGCCCACACCCUCCGGAAGUCACAGAGGGACCUGUGCAGCUCUUCCAUAGUGGUAGUGCCCAGAAAGCCGCAAGAGUCGCGCUGAAGCAGGCUCCCAAGGCAAAGCUGAAAAAUAUAAAUGUCUGGGUUUUACCUUCCCUAACAAAUGCUUCCCAGUAUAAUAAACUUCACAGUCAGUUGUGUCCCCUCCCCCUGUACACACCCCCCACCACACACACACACACACACACUUUUGAGUUAGAAAGAUGAGGAAAAGUUAACCAAUUUCCAUCUUUGCAACAUGGCUUGUUUUAGUAAUCAGGCCAUGCACCUGCCUAGAAGACGUGGAGAAGGAGGUUCAUGACAGGCUGUGUCACUAUGAAGAUUCCUUCAAUACCGGGCAGGAAGGCACAGCCCACGCUUGCCUCACUUGCCCAAAUGUGAGCAGUUGAGCCAAGCUGCUGCAGAGUUUAGAAGCAUCUAAAGGGGUUGCAAGUACACAGUCCUGAAAUGUGUUUGAGCUUCAGAGUUUUAGAUUCGGCCGCCCUUUCCUCCAUUCAGUCUGGGCUAUAGUGACAAACGCAUUCAUUCAUAUGAGAGUGACUGGCAGAGUAUCUUUCUCCUUAGUGCAAGAGCAGUGAUUUGCUUACUUUUUGCUGACUUACUAGAGGAGGCUGGGAUAGUCUAUUGGCUGCUUAACAAUAUAGGCUACCAAGGUUCAAACAAGUUAUUUAGUCUCCCUACACAUCAGGUUUUUUCUUCUGUUAGGUGUUGAGAGGAAUGAGUAUUAACCUCCCUCGGGUUGCCAUGAAGGUUAGUGGAUAUGUGACAUCUCAUGUUAAGCAAGGGCUUAAUAAUAAGUGUAAGCAUCUUACUAUUUUAAAAAUCAAGGAAAAUUGAUACUUGAGAAAAAAUGAGCUCUUCUAAUUCCCAAAAUGGAUCCUUACUUGCAGAAGAUAGUGUGCAAGUGACUCUUAAAGAUAAGAAUAGCCCUGGUGUGGCUCAGCUGGGCAGGCGUCAGCCUGGGCACAGAAAGGUUACCGUUUCCCAGUCAGGCACAUGCCCGGUUGGAGGCACGAUCCCUGGUAGAGGGUGUGCAGGGGGCAGCUGAUUGAUCUUUCACUCUCACAUUGAUGUUUCUCCCUCUCCCUUCCUCUCUCUCUAAAAAUCAAUAAACAAUUCUUUAAAAAAAAAAAUAGCUAAAUGGUCAAAUUCUCCCUUUUGAUCAGUUUCUCCCUUUAGUCUAAAAGGGGAUCGUGAGCCCUGAAAAUACAUCCUGCAUAUCAGAUAUUUACAUGACGAUUCAUAACAGUAGCAAAAUUACAGUUAUGAAGUAGCAACGAAAAUAAUUUUAUGGUU